Messenger RNA from Trichomycterus rosablanca, 957 nucleotides. Its product is annotated as odorant receptor 131-2-like. The record is from RefSeq and is a predicted model, not a curated record. Lineage: Eukaryota; Metazoa; Chordata; Actinopteri; Siluriformes; Trichomycteridae. Gene Ontology annotation, cellular component: membrane. The transcript has a single exon. The coding region runs from base 1 to 957 and encodes 318 amino acids. Gene Ontology annotation, molecular function: olfactory receptor activity; G protein-coupled receptor activity; odorant binding. Gene Ontology annotation, biological process: G protein-coupled receptor signaling pathway; detection of chemical stimulus involved in sensory perception of smell.
AUGGCUAAUGCAAGUGCAGCCGAGGUUCUUUUUUCAUACCAGCAGAUGGUCAUGGCUACACUGUCCGAGGGAAUGUUAGCCAGAUCUCUCAUUGUAACACUCCUGUCUAUGUUUUUCAUCAGCUUGAAUGCCAUUAUGGUGUACACUCUGCGAAGCAAAGCUGUUUUUAAAGAGACGCCGCGGUACAUCCUGUUCACACACAUGCUUGUGAAUGAUUCCAUUCAGCUCCUGUUCACAUACAUCUUGUUUAUCUGUAGUGUUUUGGUCAUCAGGGUAAUGAGUGUUGCUUGUGCUUUUUUGAUUUUUGUAUCAACUACAACCUUCAUUAAUGCUCCUUUAAACCUGGCAGUGAUGUCACUCGAGCGCUACGUGGCAAUUUGUUUUCCUUUACGACAUGUUCAGAUUGCAACUCAGAAAAGAACUCAAACUGCAAUCGGAGUGAUCUGGUUCGUCAGCUCCAUUAACAUCCUAUUCGAUUUGUUUUAUGGAGCGACAAAUCCAACAUUUUUUACCUCUGACACAGUUUGCACCAGGGAAAAAUUCUUUUUGAAACCGUGGCAAGUGGAUGUCUUACAGGGUUUUAACAUUUUCUUUUUCCUGUCAGUCACAAUGAUCAUAAUUUUCUCUUAUGUUAGCAUUAUGAUUGCUGCCAGGUCUUUUUCCUCUAAUAAAGAACCAGCCACGAAGGCCCACAAAACUGUCCUGCUGCACCUGAUUCAGCUGGGUCUGUGCUCUACAUCGUUUCUCUACAUCGUCAUAGAGCAGGCAGCAGCCCUGACUGGAAACAGCACUUUCUAUAGGGAGAUGCGCUAUUUAAACUAUUUAUUUGUGUUGAUUCUGCCACGUUGCCUGAGCCCACUCAUCUACGGGCUGAGAGAUGAAGCCCUGAGGCCACUAUUCAUGUACUUCCUCUGCUUUGGCAGAAGAAAACGUGCCAGUGUAAUCAACAUACACUGA